Molecule: messenger RNA, 1322 nt
Organism: Linum trigynum
Lineage: Eukaryota; Viridiplantae; Streptophyta; Magnoliopsida; Malpighiales; Linaceae
Source: the annotation of a GenBank genome assembly
CAAAAAUAAAAAAUCCAAUUUUCCUUUCAGAUUUUUGUUGGAGAAAAGAUUCUGCCAUGGAAUCUGUCACUCGAAUUGGCCAAGUCAUUGGUUGCAACCGUUACAAGAUUCUACUGCUGCUGUCGUUAUUCAAUGCAGUAGUUCUGGGUAUAGCCGGCGCCGUGAAAACUCCAACCUUGAUCAAUCCGGAGAGCAUAACUAAAACCAUCAAGAGUGACGAGGACGGUGAAGUUGUGGAUUGCGUGGAUAUUUACAAGCAGCCAGCAUUUAGCCAUCCGCUCCUUGCAAAUCACACUAUACAGAUGAAACCCGGCUCCUAUCCCGCUAGAGUCGAGGAAACAAGAAGUUCGUCGAAUUCAAGUAAUUUCUCGGAGUUGUUGAUCCAAAAUUGGCACAAAAACGGAAAAUAUUGUCCGGAGGGAACAAUUCCAAUUGCAAGAUCUAAGGUGAACCCCAAGGAUAGAAAGGCACAUCCUAAGGCCUUUUCGCUUGACGACUAUGUCAUUGUCGAUGCGCUGGGUCAUGAGCAUGCUCAAGUAACUUUGGAGGGAGGGAAUUACCAUGGAGCUACUGGGAAAUUCAAUGUGUGGAACCCAGUAACUUUUCAUCCAGAGUUCAGCCUUGCUCAGAUGUGGGUUAUUGCUGGUGAUGGUGCAGACCUGAAUACCAUCGAGGCAGGUUGGAUGGUGAACUCGGUUACAAAUAACUUCAACACGAGUCUCUUCACAUUUUGGACCAGCGAUGGUUACAGGUCGACGGGAUGCUACAAUUUGGAUUGCCCUGGGUUUGUGCAAACAAGCAACAAAAUUGCUCUUGGAAUGCACUUAAACAUGAUUUCACAGUAUAAUGGACAGCAAUUCGAGACCAAGAUAACUGUCCACAAGGACCCGACCAGCGGGAACUGGUGGCUACAGAUACAAGGGGAAGACGUCGGAUACUGGCCGUCGGCGCUGUUCAAGGCACUUUCGUCAACUGCGACGGCGAUCAACUGGGGUGGAGAGAUUACCAACACGAACCCAGAUGGCCGUCACACGCCGACUCAAAUGGGGAGCGGCCAUUUCGCCAGCGAAGGUUGGAAAAAAGCAGCUUUUGUUAGGAACUUGGGAUACGUAGACGAGAGUUGCACAAUAAGAGAUCCCGAUCACGACCUGAUCCCGCUCACUACAAGAGCUGAGUGUUACAGUGUACAUCUUGGGAACUUUGAUCAGACUUAUGGGGCUCAUUUCUACUAUGGUGGACCAGGGUUGUCACUUUCUUGUCAUUGAUUGAACUUUAACGAAAGAGACGAUUUUUUUUUUUUGCAAUGAAUAAGAAUAUUGUCC